UUAGCGUAUCUCUGCUUCAUUCAUGUCGACCGCUGACCAUGGCAUCUACCAAAAUAUCUGAGAUAGCCGACAGCAUCAUGGGUCCUUUUGCGACUCUUAUGCUAAAACAAGCCCAUUUUCCGCCACCUGAAGACUUCCCUCUUAAAGUGCUCGAUAAUGCUUGUGGCCCUGGCACUGUCACUCUUCGCAUACUGUCCAGUCUUUCCUCUCAUGAUAAAGCUAAACUGGAAUUGAGUUGUGCGGACAUAUCUGAACUGAUGAUUGGUUCCCUAUCUCAAAAGAUCGAGUCGGGAAGCUGGAAGAAUGUGAAAGCUUUCGUCGCCGAUGCGAUGGAUACAAAACUCCCUUCCUCCUCAUUCACCCACAUCUUUUUCAACUUCGUUCCAUUCAUCCUCCCACUCCCCCUGGUCGGCUUACGUGAAUGUCACCGAAUGCUUGCUGUUGGGGGCACACUGGCAUUCACAGGCUGGAAGUCCAAUGGGUGGGCAGAUGAAUUCCGCGAGGCUCUCGACCACGAUCCAGAUCUGCCUCCAUUCCCGAGCAAUGCGCAAAUAAUGCAAAUGAUGUCCCAAGAAGAAGUACCCACUAGAUGGGACAAUGAAGACACUGUAAAAACGUACUGUAAAAAAGUUGGAUUUACUGACGUUGAGGUAUGUGUGGAGGUGAAUGAAACGAGAUGGCAAAAUGUCGGGGUGGUUGAAACAAUGCUGCCGUGGACUUUCGGUCUGGUAAUGAAUAAGUUCUGGACAAAGCAGGAGAUUGAGAGAUGGCAGGACAGAGGUUCUGAAGCAAUCAUGAAGUAUUUCAAAGAAAAGUAUGGAACGGGAGAGGUAACGUGGAGUUGGAAGGCUCUGGUUGUGACUGCCCAAAAAAGUCCUCUACUGCAGUCGGGCUUGGCUUCAUGACCAAAAAAUGUAUCCUGCUGUCAGGACUUAGCCACCUUUAGUGUUACAUUCCAAUAGACUGAAGUCAAAGUGUUCAAGA
Molecule: messenger RNA, 984 nt
Organism: Exophiala oligosperma
Lineage: Eukaryota; Fungi; Ascomycota; Eurotiomycetes; Chaetothyriales; Herpotrichiellaceae
Exons: 2
Coding region: 39-905 (288 amino acids)
Molecular function (GO): methyltransferase activity
Source: RefSeq, a predicted model, not a curated record